AUGUCGGUUUCUGUGAGGGAUGGUGGGUAUAUAAAAGGGUGCGGGUCGCAUGUGCGGGGGUUUUCACUGACGAACACAUGCACAUUUUAUGGUUUGACUUCAAUUGUAAGACCAACGACAUGCUUAUCAUUUUGUGUUUUAUUUUAUAGUGUUUUCUACUCGGUGUUGUUGCUUCCGAUGCUGUUUUCAUUUAUUAUUUGUGCUUUACCGUCUCAUUCUUCCCCGUUUUCCCUUUUUUUUUCCUUUCCUCACCUCUAUUCGAAAUUGUUACUUGUCGCUCUCCACGCUGGGGUACCGAACCCCUUUUGCUCAUUCAUUCAUGUGUUCAUUAUUGCUAUUGUUGAGGUAUGUUCCAUACAUUAA
Molecule: messenger RNA, 363 nt
Organism: Trypanosoma brucei brucei TREU927
Lineage: Eukaryota; Euglenozoa; Kinetoplastea; Trypanosomatida; Trypanosomatidae
Exons: 1
Coding region: 1-363 (120 amino acids)
Source: RefSeq, a predicted model, not a curated record